AUGUAACAUUAAAUACUAAUUUCUCCAUCAAGAUUGCCUGUUUAAUAAAAAAUACAAAUCUCUAAGAACACUUUGAUCUCUCCUCAAAGAUUUCCCAAUAGAAAAAUAUCCUAGGGAGUCAUUGAAGAUUUUGUUGUUAGAUCAAAUUAUAUUACCAAAACAAAUAAUGGUAGCUUGACUGAAAGAGUAAAUAGUUUAUAGAAAUCAUAAAAAUCUGUUUCAAAAGAUAAAAUAAGGCCCAUAAGCAAAUAAUUACGCAUUCCAACUGAAAAUUUCUUUCAUAUAACAAAGGGUGUUAAUUUACUUCUCACUUAGAAAAACUCGAAUCCUUAAUAAUAAAAUAGUCAAUAACUCAAACCUAUUUAAGGCUCAAUGACAAGAAGAAAUAGUAUGGAAGAACUAGUUGGGAGUACUAUGUAUACUGGAAUUGGUAAAUCAUAAUCACAAGACAAAAUAUAGAAGUAAGAAAUAUCCAUUUAUGUUCAUUAUUCAUAAGAUGAAGUUUAAAAUUAUCGUUUCACUCCAAAUAUUACUACUGACAAAAUAACUAAUCUAUUGAAAUAAAAACAAUAGAACAACAAUACAAUAAUUGGAUUCUCAACAGUUGAUGAGAACUAUGCUAUUGAUUACUAUUUAUAACAACCAAAUUUACCAAUGGAUUCUUUUGUCAAUAAAACAAUUAGAUUAAAGCCUAUUUAUAAUUAAAACAUUAAAAGAAUUAAUCUAAGUAGUUUUCAAUUUAUUUCCAUUAUUGGUAAAGGUGGAUUCUCAACUGUCAUCUUAGCCAGAUCAUUAAUAGAUGGUAAAUUUAUUGCUCUUAAAUUGAUUAAUAAAUAAUUCAUUUAAUAGCAUUAAAAAUAAGAUCUAAUUUUAAAUGAAAGAGAUAUUUUAAUAUAAAGUACUUAUAGUGGUUCUAUUUUUACUAAUUAAAUAGAAUGUGCUUUUGAAACUAAAAAUUGGAUUGUUUUUGGAAUUGAAUAUUGUCCUGGAGGUGAAAUGUUCAAUUUUAUUAAAAAACUAUAAAGACUCUCAGAAUAAUAAGCAAAAUUUUAUAUUAUUGAAGUUAUUUUAGCUAUAGGAUUUUUACAUAAUGAAUAAAUAAUAUAUAGAGAUAUUAAACCAGAAAACAUUCUAAUUGAUUCUAGUGGACAUAUAUAAUUGGCUGAUUUUGGUUUGGCUAGACCUAAUAUGACUAAAGAUACUUGUGCUUAUUCAUUUUGUGGUUCACCUGAAUAUAUGGCUCCUGAAAUGUUUUAAACAACAGGACAUACUUAAUUAGUUGAUUAUUAUUGUUUAGGAUGUUUAUUAUAUGAAUUUGUUACUGGAUUACCUCCAUUUUAUGCUGAAGAUAAAAAUAUAAUAUAUGCCAGAUUACUUAAAGAAUAGGUUGAAUUUCCAGAUUAUUUAAGUACAGAUAUUAAAGAUUUAAUAAGAUAAUUGAUGAUCAAAGAUCCUCAUAAAAGAUUAGGUUCUCGUUUUGGAAUUGAUGAAAUCUUUUAACACAAAUGGUUUAGAGAUGUAGAUUUAGUGUCUUUUAUUAAUAAAUAAGUAAAACCUCCAUAUAUUCCUGAUCUACAGAAAUUAAAUAUUAAAUAAAUAAGUUAAAAUGAUAAACACUUUUUUGAAUAACUUUAAAGAGAACAGAAGUAAAACAUUGCCUUUCAACCAAUGUUCUCUUCUUAAUUUUAUUUUACUAAAGAUUAAGAUAAAAAUAAUAACAAUGUUAUAUUAAAUAAAGAAACAUUAGAUAAAUUGGUUAAAAAGACUCUUAAAAAAAAUCCAAAGUAAGGGUUAACAAAUCUUUAGUUAUAAACAAACUUUGAAAAUCUUCUUAAGCAAACAUUUACUAAUGUUAAGUCAAAACCUGAUUCAAGAAAUAAGUAAUAACUUCAAUUUUGA
Molecule: messenger RNA, 1899 nt
Organism: Paramecium pentaurelia
Lineage: Eukaryota; Ciliophora; Oligohymenophorea; Peniculida; Parameciidae
Source: the annotation of a GenBank genome assembly